Penaeus chinensis is the source of this 1272-nucleotide messenger RNA. Its product is annotated as serine/arginine-rich splicing factor 6-like. The record is from RefSeq and is a predicted model, not a curated record. NCBI's taxonomy places the organism in Eukaryota, Metazoa, Arthropoda, Malacostraca, Decapoda, Penaeidae. The transcript has 3 exons. Bases 1 to 1272 code for a protein of 423 amino acids.
AUGGCCAAGGAUUUAUGUACCUGCAUGUUUUCGAUACUAAGAAAACGACAGCUUCAGCAUUAUCUCGAGCAUAACGCAAGGACAAGCCGACGACGGGGCACGAGAAGGGCGCCCUGCAAGCUUUAUUCCCAUGGCGACACCCGGCCUCUGAAGGGCGGCCGGGGCGCUGCACGGGAGUGGAAGGUCAAGGAGCAGGUCGAAAGCGAGGAAAGGUCACGGGAGGGGCAGGUUGAGGGUGAGGGAAAGUCAAGGAGCAGGUCGAGGAAAGGUCAAGGUAAGAACAGGUCGAGGGCGAGGGAAGGUCAAGGAGAAGGUCGUGGGGGAGGAAAGGUCAGGGGAAGAGCAGGUCGAGGGCGAGGAAAGGUCAAGGAGCAGGUCGAGGGCGAGACAAGGUCAAGGAGCAGGUCGAGGGCGAGGGAAGGUCAAGGAGCAGGUCGAGGGGGAGGAAAGGUCAGGGGAAGAGCAGGUCGAGGGCGAGGAAAGGUCAAGGAGCAGGUCGAGGGCGAGCCAAGGUCAAGGAGCAGGUCGAGGGCGAGGGAAGGUCAAGGAGCAGGUCGAGGGCGAGGGAAGGUCAAGGAGCAGGUCGAGGGCGAGCCAAGGUCAAGGAGCAGGUCGAGGGCGAGGCAAGGUCAAGGAGCAGGUCGAGGGCGAGACAAGGUCAAGGAGCAGGUCGAGGGCGAGGGAAGGUCAAGGAGCAGGUCGAGGGGGAGGAAAGGUCAGGGGAAGAGCAGGUCGAGGGCGAGGAAAGGUCAAGGAGCAGGUCGAGGGCGAGCCAAGGUCAAGGAGCAGGUCGAGGGCGAGGGAAGGUCAAGGAGCAGGUCGAGGGCGAGGGAAGGUCAAGAAGCAGGUCGAGGGCGAGCCAAGGUCAAGGAGCAGGUCGAGGGCGAGCCAAGGUCAAGGAGCAGGUCGAGGGUGAGGGAAGGUCAAGGAGCAGGUCGAGGGCGAGGGAAGGUCAAGGAGCAGGUCGAGGGCGAGCCAAGGUCAAGGAGCAGGUCGAGGGCGAGGGAAGGUCAAGGAGCAGGUCGAGGGCGAGGGAAGGUCAAGGAGCAGGUCGAGGGCGAGGGAAGGUCAAGGAGCAGGUCGAGGGCGAGCCAAGGUCAAGGAGCAGGUCGAGGGCGAGCCAAGGUCAAGGAGCAGGUCGAGGGCGAGCCAAGGUCAAGGAGCAGGUCGAGGGUGAGGGAAGGUCAAGGAGCAGGUCGAGGGCGAAGGAAGGUCGAGAGGAGCGCCGAGGGAGAGGCAGCGGAGGCUACCGUCCGCGCUGACAUUGACUGA